Molecule: messenger RNA, 3660 nt
Organism: Melanotaenia boesemani (Boeseman's rainbowfish)
Lineage: Eukaryota; Metazoa; Chordata; Actinopteri; Atheriniformes; Melanotaeniidae
Gene: bmper
Product: BMP binding endothelial regulator
Exons: 16
Coding region: 641-2713 (690 amino acids)
Molecular function (GO): protein binding
Source: RefSeq, a predicted model, not a curated record
GCAGAGUGAGAGGCUGCAGUCCACUCCUCCGUCCCGGACAGUGGACACCGAGCAUCAAUGUGCCAAGCGGAUUUUCAGACUGGAAGCGCAGUUUAAGAAGCUGGGAUCUUUCUUUUCUUUUCUUUCUUUUACUUGCUGUGAUUUAGCCGGCGCGUGAUUUUGACUUUUAAGCUUGUGCAGUUGUAAUAAAUCUGCACGUGUAGACCUGAAAUCUUGUCAUUGAGGUCACUUUGAGUUGGAUACUGACAGCCGGAGAGCAGUGAAACUCAUUGCCCUCCGCAGUUUCUUGCACUAAUCAUCUCUGCAGGAUUUGUGCCUGAUUCUUACUCGUAAACGUGUUUAAUCUCAGGCCGGACUUUUCAGCGCAGGACAUGUGCAGCCCCGCUGUCUCCUGUCUGCAGGCGCAUCUUUGUCAUUUUAAUGUCGCUUUAAUUAUCGCGCGUCUGGCUGAUUGUCGCUUUGCAUUUCAGAGCAAACUGACAAAUUGAAGAAUUUGUUUCUCCUGGCUACAAAACAGACACUGAUAGUGGAUUUCGGUCGCUUGAUUUCUUCUUCAUUUGGAUUUGUUGUAUUUUCCAUUAAUCCGUUUUCCACCAAAAGUCUUUGAUAGUUUUUUCCCCCCUUUGGAGCAAUCCCGACUAUGUUGCUCCGGUGCUUGAACCCUCCCUCCUGGUCCACCUGUAGGUUUUUCCUCUUCUUUUUGUUGCUGCUACAAACGCCCCGGUCUUCCUCUCCGCUAAUUACAGGCACUGAAGCCAGCUGUGAGAAUGAAGGAGAGGUCCUCCACAUCCCCAACAUCACUGACAACCCCUGCAUCACGUGUGUCUGCCUGGAAGGGAAAGCAGACUGUAAACAGGAGAAAUGUCCGCUGGUCUCUGAAGACUGUGCUCUGGUGGUGAAGCAGACCGGUGCCUGCUGUGAGAGGUGUAAAGGCUGCUUGUUAGAUGGACAAUCCUAUAACAGCUCAGUAUCCUGGACCAGCUCAACCAAACCCUGCAUAACCAGACGCUGUCAGGAAGGUGUGAUCACUGAGGCGGAGGUGCAAUGUGUCAUCCACUGUAAGAACCCUAAAAUCCAUCCAAAGAAGUGUUGCCCCACCUGCCCCAGUUGUAUCUUUGAGGGUCGACCAUAUAAGGAGAAGGAGGAGUUCAGUCCAGAAGGCAAACCAUGCAUCAAGUGCAUGUGCACAGGAAGGCGGACUCUCUGCAUGAAGGAAGUGUGUCCUGUGCUCUCCUGCCCUGCCCACCUCAGCCAUACCUUACCUGGACAGUGCUGUCCCAGAUGUAUAGGCCAGAGGAAGGUGUUUGAUUUGUCUUUAGGAAGCUGUCUAUUCCACAGUGAGGUCUAUGAGAAUGGCACUUCUUUCAUACAUGACAACUGUACCACCUGCACCUGCAAGGAUUCAACUGUUGUGUGCAAAAAGCAAUGCUCUCAGACUGGUAGUUGCCAAGGAGACCACUGCUGUGAUGACUGUCUAUCGUACGUGGAGGUGGAGGAAGUAAAGUACUGCAGAGUCCGGAACAAGAUCUACAGGGAAGGGGACAUGUGGUCAUCGGUGAACUGCACUCUCUGUGCCUGUGUCAAUGGCAGCAUCUCGUGCCGACCCAAACAAUGUGUUCCAAUAACCAGCUGCCCCUCGAAUAAGAUCCUGAACAGAACCGGCUGCUGUCCGGUUUGCACUGAAAAACCGGGUGUGUGCACAGUCUUUGGCGACCCUCACUACAACACCUUCGAUGGCAGAACCUUUAACUUUCAGGGAACCUGUCAAUAUGUGCUGACACGCGACUGUGGUGGCAUCCCCUCUGGAGGGCAGGGAAGCAACGUCAACAUCAACAGCCCUGACUCCAGCUUCACGGUGUUGGUGAAGAAUGAUGCUCGGCGGACUCGCUCCUUCUCCUGGACUCAGGCCGUGGAGGUGAGGUUGGGCUCUCUGAUCCUCAGCUUACACCAGCAUUUAACGGUCCGGAGGAACGGUACCCGCAUCGCCCUGCCAUAUCACGGCCCUGGGGUGCACAUAGACCUGGAUGGAUACCUACUCAAGCUCACCACCAUUGCAGGCCUGGAGAUCACAUGGGACGGUGACAGUUUUGUAGAAGUUGUAGCUGCUCCCCAUCUUCGUGGACGCCUCUGUGGCCUUUGUGGCAACUAUAAUGGCCACAAACGGGAUGACACCAUGGGAGGUGAUGGCCAGUUUAAAUUCGAUGUGGACGAGUUUGCCGAGUCGUGGCGGGUCGAGGGAAAUGAAGUUUGCUCCCAGCAGCAUCCACCUCACAGGCCGACAUCCUUUCUGUGUCCGGGCAGUGUCAAAGUCAAACUUCGGGCCCACAGGGAAUGCCAGAAGAUAAAGUCAUGGGAGUUUCAGAAAUGCCAUCGUGUGGUGGACUUUGGUUCUUUCUACAGGUCAUGUGUAACAGACAUGUGUGAGUGUCCAGUCCAUAAAAACUGCUACUGUGAGUCCUUCAUCGCUUACAGUCGAGCCUGUGAGAGGGAAGGAGUGCCAGUCCUGUGGAAGCCUGACAAAGUUUGCAUGGCCACCCAGUGUAAGCAUGACGCUGUGUACGACACCUGCGGACCAGGAUGCACUAAAACCUGCGACAACUGGAAUGAGAUUGGACCGUGUCACAAGCCUUGCGUGGCUGGCUGUCAUUGCCCUGCCAACCUGGUGCUGUUCCAGGGACGCUGCAUCAAACCCACAACCUGUCCCGGACGGUGACCUUUGUUGCCCAGGAGGGAGGUGGGCUAGGUUAGGGAGAGUCAUCUGUUGUGUUCAAUGUACGGGGCCAAACUAGCUGCAAAGCGUCAGAUGCACCAAAGUACUCAGGGUCCAUAACUUUGCAAAGAAACGCUUUGCAGUGACUUCAACUUCAGAGAUACAAACUAUGGUGAAGGACCGAAGGGAAGGUGGAUCAGAGGUGGAUUGUUGCCACGAGAUUCAGCCUCGGAUAUCCUUGUGACUCUUGCCUCCAAGUGCUUUUACACCACCAGUCACCACCAAUAAAAUUGUGGCAGAAGGACUGAAAUCCCAAGAGAAAACUCAGGGGCCCAUCUGGAGAUGAAGAACAUUGAGGAUGUUACCAUGGAUCCACAGGAAAUGGUUUGGGCCAGAGGACUCCACUAGAGCCCACAUGGUGCCUGUUUUUUUCUUGCAAACACACUAAAAUGGGAAACUGGGCAUCUGCAUUUGGAAUAGCAAGACUCAAUGUCAAGAAACUCUCUGAUGCUUCAUAUCAAGAUGCCCUCAUGAUCUCUAUUCCAUUGUUUCAUACUUUAAGCUAACCAGAUUUAUAUGAGAGUCAAGAUAGCUUUUAUAUUAUUAUUGCUCUAAUUAUUAUUAUUUGUCGUUGAUAUUGUUAAUUUAUAUCAGUCAAUGGACAUGUUGUAGCAAGAGCAAGAAUCAUGAAUUACUGCGAUAUGAAUGAUUUUAAGGGAAACAAAAGCUAUUUAUGUAUUUGUUGUGUACUUUCGUGUUUCUGUUUGAAGAGAAAUGCUCAAAUGUGACUCAGUUGUUGCACCAUCGCAGGGAAAAAGUACUGUAUUGUAUUGUUCUCCGUGUACAGGUUGUUGUGGAUAAUACAAAACUGAAAGUGUUCAUGUAAACAUAUGUUUUACUUGACGAUGAUUAUUUAAGACCAGCAAUAUAAUCUUUUUUCUCAAAGUUUA